AUGGAGCGUUUCAAUCGAAUGCUGGCCGCCGCUCAGGGCAUGGGCAUGGGUCAAGGUGCUGCCGGCGGUGACACGAACUUGGUCGAUAACUCCGAAACCGUCUACAUUUCAUCCCUCGCCUUGUUGAAAAUGCUCCGACAUGGGCGUGCCGGUGUACCGAUGGAAGUCAUGGGCUUGAUGUUGGGAGAAUUCGUGGACGACUUCACCGUGCGCGUGGUGGAUGUCUUUGCCAUGCCUCAGUCGGGAACCUCCGUCAGUGUCGAGUCCGUCGAUCCAGUCUUCCAAACCAAAAUGAUGGAUAUGCUGAGACAGACUGGUCGCCCCGAGACCGUGGUUGGAUGGUAUCAUUCUCAUCCCGGCUUUGGCUGCUGGCUGUCCAGCGUCGAUAUCAACACACAACAGUCUUUCGAGCAAUUGACUCCUCGCGCCGUCGCCGUAGUGGUCGACCCCAUUCAAUCCGUCAAAGGAAAAGUGGUCAUCGAUGCUUUCCGGUUGAUCAAUCCGCAGACGAUGAUGAUGGGACAAGAACCUCGCCAAACGACAUCCAAUCUCGGUCAUCUCAACAAACCAUCCAUACAAGCUCUCAUCCACGGUCUGAAUCGUCAUUACUACAGCAUCGGCAUCCAAUACCGCAAGACCGGCCUUGAGGAGAACAUGUUGAUGAACCUGCACAAAGAAGUCUGGACGGAAGGUCUCGAACUACCACACAGCUUUAGCAACGAACGCAAACGCAACGAAGAAGGAUUGCAACAACUCGUCUCGCUCGCCGAUGGCUAUGAGCGGAGAGUGCGGGAAGAGAACGAGCUAUCGCCGGAGCAGUUGAAGACGCGGUACGUGGGCAAAGUCGACCCGAAGAAACACAUCGAAGACGUGGGUCAGCGGCUCAUCGAAGACAACAUCGUGGCUGUGUCAAGGCAGAUGAUCGACAAGGAAGCCAGUGUGGCGAAGAAGGCGCAACAGACCAACGGCAAUGGGACCCAUGCACUGCACAAUGGCGACAUGGAUGUUGACGAGGAGUUGUGA
Molecule: messenger RNA, 1023 nt
Organism: Exophiala bonariae
Lineage: Eukaryota; Fungi; Ascomycota; Eurotiomycetes; Chaetothyriales; Herpotrichiellaceae
Gene: RPN11
Product: multicatalytic endopeptidase
Exons: 1
Coding region: 1-1023 (340 amino acids)
Biological process (GO): protein deubiquitination; proteasome-mediated ubiquitin-dependent protein catabolic process
Cellular component (GO): proteasome regulatory particle, lid subcomplex
Molecular function (GO): metallopeptidase activity; proteasome binding; protein binding
Source: RefSeq, a predicted model, not a curated record